Molecule: messenger RNA, 4116 nt
Organism: Trichobilharzia szidati
Lineage: Eukaryota; Metazoa; Platyhelminthes; Trematoda; Strigeidida; Schistosomatidae
Source: the annotation of a GenBank genome assembly
AUGAUGCAUUACCAUUUUUCUUCAUGCGACAGAAUACCUGUAAAAAAGGAAGAAAACAACGGUGUGGAUCAAAUGAAAUCAGCACAUAGUUCACUUUACAAUAGAUCAGCAUCUGUGAUUAGUUUUCGAAAGAAUUCAACAAUGUCAAAUCCAGGCAUAAUCUGUCAUAAUUUCAUUGAGAAAUGUAAUGAUCACUCGAAUGAGAAUUUAAACAAAUGUUAUCCAGGAAAAAUAAAUACAAGUUUAUUGUCCCUUCAAAGUGAGUGUGGAAAAGCUCUUGAAGUAGAUAAUAAAAAUUUGCUGAACAAUAAAGAUUAUUUUUGUUUAUGUAAGCAAUAUAAAAAUGAAAUCCAUCAGUCAGCAAGUGAUUUAAGACGUAUUUGUUGUAUAGAAGAAUAUUUAUGUGAUAAAAAAGACGAAAGAAAGCUGGAGAAUUUUAGUCUUCAACAAAAAUUGACUUGUCUUUCCAUUAGUCCAGGAAAAACAACAUGUGAAGCUUAUCGGGGAAAAUGUAACACAUGGCAUGGUCCAAGAAGGUUUACUCAUGGUGGUACUAAAAAUGUCGAUUCACAUAAAGCUUUCACUUCAGCAUCAAGAUGUCAGUCAAAACAAGAUCAAUUAUUGCCUGACAAUAAUCGGAGGUUUACACCGACUUAUAUAUGUCAUUUAGAUGGCAGUACAUAUGAUCGCACAACUAGCAGUGAGAAUAAAAACAUUGAUCCAUGCAUUACACUAAGUAGUGCCAACAAACCUUGCAAUUAUGAAGAAUUUUAUCCACAUAAACAACAAGGCAUAACUUCACCACCUCCACCUUUAAUGACGAAACGAUCAUUUAUACAAACAUAUGUCCAGAGUCGAGACGGUUACAAACGUCUUUCUCCAAUUACGAAAACCAAAGAAAAGCAAUCACGAUUAUCACCACUAAAACCAAGUCACUACGAACAACAACAACAAAGAGCAAAGUCCCGACAAACUAGUGAACUAGAUGGACAAAGUGGUAUGAGCAAACAGUCGAAAAUUUCACUUAGUUCGCCUGAACUGGACAAGCAAACUGUAGAUCCUACAUCAGGAACGAAGGAUUCACAGGUGGAGAAACCAGAUGAAAAAGUUGUUGAUGAAGGAAGUGAAUUUAAAUCUAAAAAACUAGUUUCUGAGGAAAGUACAACUGAGUUACCAUCUGAUCACGAUUUAACAGCUGGUUAUAUUGAAGGCAAGGAUAUAACAGGAAAUCAAACAGCUACAUUAAAUGGAAACAUUGAAACAACUGUUAAAUUAAAUGCUGUUAUCAGUAAUGACAGUUUAGAAGUGAACAUUAUGUCAUCAAAAACGAAAGAUUCCUCCCAUGUACCAAUAGAAAUCAAACCAAACCAAAGUGCCACAACCACAUCUGAUGAUAACAAAACAAGUAUCUUGAAAGAAAAUUACACUAAUAAGUCAAAUAUACUAAGAUCCUUGAUGGGACAAAGUGAAGCUUCUAUGCAAAAUACGAAUGUUACGAAUAAAUCUAAUCUGCUAGUGAACGGUUCAGCAUCGUCAGUUUAUUCCACGGACUUAAUACGAAAUGAAAAACUAAUUAAUUUUGGUCAAACUGAUAUUAGAAAGGAUGAAGUUACAGAACGACCAAUCGAUGCACAUAGUGAUAAAGCAGGCGAUUUGCAUCUUUCAUUAAAACAAAAUAUACAUAUUCAAUCAGCACUAAGUGGCAUCAACAGUACACAGUGGAUUAAGAGCUCUGAACAGUCAGAAAAGGACAUUAUUGGUGAAAAUAUUCCAGAUCGUAAUUUGUUGGGUUCUCUCAGUCCUUGUCCGGAAAUUCCAAUAGAAAUCGAAACAUCUUUAAGGUGUACCAUCAGCCGUCGUGAGACUAGUUUAGAAUGUAACAGUAAAACAAAUGAGGGGAAGGGAGUUGAAAGUCCUCACUUAAUGAGCACUCGAACGACGAGUUUUGAAUUAAGCAUUACGGACACAAGAAAAUACAAUGAUAAGCAACAGACAUUAGGAAACGAAGAAGUUAAAGAGUUAACCGUGAAUCACUCGUAUAAAACUGGAACUCUUUUAGAUGGCAUAGGAAUAUGUUUUGAGACAACAAAAGUUCAACAUGAACCACAUGCAUCCACUGCCAUUUUAAAUUCUCAUCAAGGAAGACCGGAUCGCCUGGUAGUUGGGCAACCGAAAUCGCAAAUUUCCAUCCAACAGCCGGAAGUAACCGAUGAUGAAAAGCAAUCUCCAAAUCACUCUACCAAUCAAAAUAACUUUUCUAGACACCAUUCUCUUGGACUGAGUCAUGUGACUUCAAAGCAAUCAAAGCACUUUGCAAGUAAUAAUUCAAAUGCCAGUCAAAAUAAUACUUACAGAACGAGCAUUCUGGGAGCUUUGCGUAGGUUUUCUCCUAAUAAAGUUAAGAAUAUCAGUCAUUCUGAUAAACUAGUUAUCUUCCUGCAAAAUGGAAUAAUUUUCAGUCUCCCGAAUGAUCAUGAUGAUAAAGUUAAAAGCAGUUGUAAGAUGACUAAUAAUAAAUCACUUCAGAAGUUCACAAUUCAAAAUUAUCCAGAGGUUUUCUCUGUAAAUAACAAAUCCAAAGAAUCCAUACCUUAUUUAAACAGAAGUGUAUUUAAAAGUGACCACACAUGUAAGUGCUGUUCUACACAUUAUCAAAUAACCUCAUUAUGUGAUCCACACAUAAAUUACUUUGUACCUUCGACUAAAGAAAAACGCCUGUUAAGUAAAAAGCAAAGAUUUUAUAUUCAUGAAAAAUUUUCAGCAUCACUUGAAUUGUGCGACUGUGGUCUGAAAAGUAUUAAAAGUAACAGUAACAUUAAUAACAAUGAAAAUUUGGGAAUGAAAACUCUCCCAGAAUGGCCGGGUAAUUGUCGUGUAAAAAAUUAUUUUCAUAAACAUACCCCUGAGUUAUUACAUCAUUUUAAUGCAAGAGAAGGUAGACAGUCACAAACUUGUAGCUGGAGAUCGAGAAACGUUUCCCGAACUGGUAUUGGAUUAGUGGAACACAAAGAUCAUGUGCUCAACGAUAAAUGGCAAACCAAAAAAUCUGAUAGUUUAAAAGCGAUACCAAAAGAGUCAAGUAGACCUCAUGGCCUGCAUUCACAUAAAGAUAAUGAUUUAAAUCAGCAGAAACAAGUGUUGGAUUUGAAUAAUUCUAGAAACCAAAAAGAAAUAGAAUAUGAAGAAUAUUCCAGUUUGGUUGACAUGGAUAUACUGUCCGCGUUGAAGAAACAGACAUAUCAUAAGUCUACACUGCAGGAAGAUGUGAACCAUAAUCAACUUACUAAUAAAUCAAAUACAUUAACUUCAACAGCACAUGAAAUAUUAUUACUUUUAAAAGAUACAACUGAGAUGAUUAUGACUGACCUACUAGCACUGGAACAGGAGAUCCUAGAGAAGAAUUUUGUUUCCUGUGAAGCAAUAUGUGAGCAUUUAGUGUCAAUACCGACAAUUUUAUCAGAACUAAAACAGCAUUUAGAUUACAGUCCCAAUGAAAAACAUCUUUACAAACUGACGGAUAGUAUAAAUUCAAUAAUUCAUGAAAUUCUUAGCGAUCCGAUCACGGUUAUCUUUCACUUGGUCGAAUUAGCUUAUCUUUUGAAUGAAUUAGCCAAACUGUUUGGAGAAGAUCUAUUGCCGCCCAAAUUACCCAAGGUUGUCCACUCUAUUCAAACAAGACUACAUAGAAUUAAAAUUGGUUAUGUUUUCAAACAAUACUAUCAUGUACCAAAGGCAUGCGAUCACUUGUUCGACACAUAUAUUAAAUCACGUGAUCUUAUAAAACUUGAGAAAGACUGUGGCUGUCAGAUCAAUGUAGUUCCACCUAAUCAUUCAUACGCUCUGUACUGUCCGCAUGGUUAUCGUACCAUUGAAGUAAUUUACGAUGAAGAGAGAGGACGCCAUGAAUUACUGCCAAAACGUCUUAAUAACAUGGUAAAUCCAAAAUAUACAACAGUGCGCCUUAUAUCAACUAUAGUAAAACAAAUUAAUGGUCGUGAAUAUCCAAUGACAUUAGAAGAUAUUAAUAAAUUGUUAAAUUAUCAAAUACGUCCGAAAUACCAAGAUGUGAAGGCUUUAAUUACAAACGGUUCAACAUUCUAUGGUACGAGAAAAUGA